UUUGGCAUUAUGAUGUUAGUUGGCAUUAUGAUGUUAGUUGGCAUUAUGAUGUUAGUUGGCAUUAUGAUGUUAGUUGGCAUUAUGAUGUUAGUUUUGGCAUUAUGAUGUUAGUUUGGCAUUAUGAUGUUAGUUGGCAUUAUGAUGUUAGUUUUGGCAUUAUGAUGUUAGUUGGCAUUAUGAUGUUAGUUGGCAUUAUGAUGUUAGUUGGCAUUAUGAUGUUAGUUGACAUUAUGAUGUUAGUUAGGCAUUAUGAUGUUAGUUGGCAUUAUGAUGUUAGUUGACAUUAUGAUGUUAGUUUAGGCAUUAUGAUGUUAGUUGGCAUUAUGAUGUUAGUUGGCAUUAUGAUGUUAGUUUUGGCAUUAUGAUGUUAGUUGGCAUUAUGAUGUUAGUUGGCAUUAUGAUGUUAGUUGGCAUUAUGAUAGUACCAUGAACACUUGCGGUCGCAUCAUGGGAAGAUAUCGUUGUUACAGUUAUACUAUGAGAUCAGCAGCGCUUCCAUUUUGAAGGAAAUACCCUUUUCAAAGGAAAUUUUGGGUUACAUAUUCAAUUUAUAAGGGUUCAAAGUUCGGUUUGAAAAUUGGCGAAAAAAUCGACUAAAACGGCUUAUUAAAUUUCUUUGAAGACAUUUACUAUUUUUUCGGGAGUAUUGAAAAUUUUAAAGAAGUUAGCUUCAAUCUUGUGUUAUUUUAUGGUUUACAUAAAAUAUUUUGACCUUUGGCUUUGGGCCUUGUGGGACUGAUGAAAAAUUCGAAUGCCAAAGUUCGAAUUGAAGCAACAAAUCUGGAACGUCCCACAUGAGCAGCAGCCUAGGAAUUUGAGACAGCUCCGCCAGGCAGUUAUCUUAGCGUGCCAAAGUUUAGAUGCACAAAUGAUACCGGAAAGCGCUUUUUCUGGCAUGGUUAACAGAGCACGACAUUGUAUAGGUGUGACAUGCUUUUUCAGAUGAAUAAAUCAUCGAAUGUGUAAAUAUUAUUUAUCGUGCGUUGUGUUGACGAGAACAGCAUUAAAUUAAAUGUUAAUUUGAUAGGCCGAUUUAAUGUAAUUUUAAACAUUUUCAAAAUUGCUUCUUCGAAAUGAAACUGUGAUAUUUCAUUCAAUAUGGCUCAAAUAUCUUCAAGUCAUAUAUCAAAAUUUAAGUUAGGCCUUUCUGAAUUCAGUGAAGUCUACUUGAUUGAAACUUCUUGUCCAAUUUUAACGGUAUAACAAAUCAAACACCGAUACUUUUUUUUGAGACACCCGGUAUAUCAGAAGCAGCGGCGGCGGAACAGACUUCGUUCUGGGGGGGCUAAAUUUUUUCGGCGACCCCCCCCCCCCGUCGCCAAAAAAAUUUCGGCCAGUGUACCACUUUAGGGGUACAAUAUACAAAAAAAAGGCAAUACACUUUUUUUAAACAAAAUAUUGCAAAUUUGUCCCCUUAUACCUAAAUUUUCAAAAAAUAACCUAAAUUUUUCCCUAAUUAUCAAAAUUUUUUCCAAAAAUUCAAAUUUUCUGGGGGGCUAAGCCCCCCACUUUUACUUCUGGGGGGGCUUUAGCCCCCCUAGCCCCCCCUGUUCCGCCGCCCCUGAUCAGAAGAACACAAUGUUGAUAUUUACAGUAUUAUAUUUGUUUAGUUUGUUACGUUUCACAUAGUUUUACAGAGUACGAAUUAACGUUGCAUCGCGAUUAUUGUCAUUGAUAAGUCACCCCACCCCCACGAUUUGUCUGCUUUCCUGUCUCUCUGGGAAUCCCACGAUCUUCGAUAUCAUAUACGAUGUUGGAAAUUCCAAUAUUUUUUAUCUCAAGUUUCUUUACCAUGCUAUGGUUUUAGAGUGUUAGUAUUACAUGAAAUAAUACGCUAUUUUGGGGAUAUAGACUCUCUUAAAUGAUAUUUUCUACGGUACAAUUUAUAACUUCUAAAGUAAAGCCAAAGGGACUAUUUUUAGCCAGAUUACCGAAAUGACAUUUGGGCCCCAGUUACACGAUACCGUAUUCGUAUCGGAGCGACAUCAGUCUAGUCUGCUAUUACAACUUUCCAUAUAGGACGUUUUUGUUUAAUUAUAUUAAUUUAUAUUAUAUCAUAAUUUUAAGUGCCAAAUUCACAUCGAAGCAGUAAAAAUCGAUGUCGCUCCGAUGCGAAUCCGGUAUCGUGUAACUGGGGCCUUUUAAUAUUAAGUGUAAAAUUAGUGAGCAGUUUCUACGCCAAAAAAUUGGUAAAAAGUGAUGUCAUGGCAAUUAUACUAGUAAUAAAUAGUUGUUUUUACGAAAUAAUAUCGACGCGAUAAGACAAAUGAUAAUGACUAAUGUACCCUGGUUUAAUACGUGAUUUAAUCGAACAGGCCUUCACGCUCUGUUAAAUUUGCGACUUAAAAAAUACACUUUCUCUAUCAAGAUAUUGUAAGAAAGUGAUGAUUUGACAAACAUAUUACGUAUCGCGUUCUUGUACUUUCUUGAAUCGCAUGUGUUCAAAAGUGCAUUGCGAUUGCGAAUCGCGACACGUUAAUUCGUACCCUGAUUAGUUUUAGAGUCAUUUUAAUAUAAAAAGUUGUUUACGAUUUGUUUUGUUUCAAUGUAAAGAUCUAUUCCAAAAACUUCGGAUUCUUUGAGAGGGUCAACAGAAUUGACCAAUAAUUGAAUUUGAUGAUUGUCGAAGAAAACUGGCACCUCUGGUACAUGAACAGUUUCAACAUAGUCAGCUUCCUCUGGUAAAGGACUAACAUCAUAAAAAGAAAACUAACAUCAUAAUGCCAAAAGUAACGUCAUAAAAGGAAAACUAACAUCAUAAUGCCAAAACUAACAUCACAAUGCCAAAACUAACAUCAUAAAAGGAAAACUAACUACAUAUUAAUAAAUCCGAAGACAACAAAAGAACUAAACACAUCAGAACUAAAGAUAAACUUCAAGAUAUAGAAUAAUCACAUCAUAAUAUCAAAAGGGAAUUUUGUCUUCCAUGACGCUCCAUAUAAGGCUAUUAUACAGUAUUAUAUGAGUGAGCCCCCAUAUCUAUCCAGGGACGUCGCUAUAGGGGGGGGGGGUGAGGGGCUGUAACACCCCCCCCCCUCAAUAAUUCAAAUGUUGGUCAAAAUGGAAGUGAUAUUUGCGCAAAGGUGGUCAAAAUGGAACUGAUGUUUGCUUGGUAGAAGUUGCCCAAAGUUAUGAAAUAGUUAGCAGUUUUAACAAUUUUAAAGCUUUUGUUACGUUUGCGAUGAAAAAUUUGGAAGCUUUGCUCAUCUUGGUCGAAAAAAUUUGAAUUUGCUUAUGUUGGUCCGGAAAAAAAUUUUUGACAAUGCUUAUGAUAGUCUGGAAAAUUUUUUUUUGACUAUGCUUAUGUUAGUCCGGAAAAUUUUUUUGACCCCCCUCUCCCGACUUGGUCAACAUCCUAGGAAAUGUUGGUCAAAACAUGACGACACCCCCCACCCCAAUGUUGAUGGCUUCGCGACGUCCCUGUAUCUAUCCCUGCUGUCCCCACAAUUUCAAAACAGUAAAAGGUAACCUGCAUAUUUGUAUUUAUUUUUAGAAAAAAAGUCAAUAUUUAUUUUCUUUUAACUUUAUUCCAUUGAGCAGCAUCAUCAACCAGUUACAACAGGUAUGUCCAUUAAUGUUUCUGACAUAACUUUUUAAUUUCACAGAAUUUAUGGCAAUAUAUUUUUUUAUUUUCUCAUUUGAAAGAACUUUUGAAACUAUUUAAUAACUUCUUAUACCGAUUCUUCAUAUCUUGCUUAGUUCUUGAAAUAUUUUCACUUGAAAUAAUGAGAUGUCAGCCAUCUUGGAUAAAUUUUUGAUCUCAUUAACGGUAGUUUUGGUGACGUCACAACAGGGAUUAACCAUAUAAAAGUAUUCGUUGUUGACCAAAUAUUGAUUGGUAGAUGUUUUAAAGGUUUCAUGUGAUCUUGAUAUUUCCAAGAGCAUACAGAGUAUAAUUUUGAGUGCAAAAUGAUUAGUGGUUGUCUAGAUAAAAUAUUGCAUGAUCCCUGUUGUGACGUAACAUGCAUAUCUACAAAAAUCCAAGAUGGCGGACAUUUCAUUUCUUUCGAUUAAAAUAUUUGUAGAAGUAAGCAAGAUAUGAAAAAACGGUAAAAGAGUUUUAUAUAUGGUUUUAAAUGUUCUUUCAAACAAGAAAAUAAAAAAAUAUAUUGCCAUUUCCCUUUAAGUUUUCAAGUCUAUUAUUCCAACAAUACUAUUAUUAUAUAAACAUUUUAUUUAAAGCACAGUACACUGAUUUUUCCCUUUUAAUUUCAUAGUUGCUCAGGGCUUCCUCCUUGCCAUUUUCAGAACAUUCAACAAUGGUAAGAAUUUUUACUGUACUUGUCAGAAUUACAGUAAUUACACCCUUUCGAUAAUUACAUCACAACUACACUGUUUUCAUGGGCGAUGCACAGAGAAGCAGAACAUCCUUCUUCAACACAUGCAUGAAAAAUAAUUCUUUAUUUUGACCAAUAAAUGUGGAAAUAAGCUUUAACACAAAAACGAGGCUCCAGGUCAUUGACCUGGAGCCUCGUUUUCGUGUUAAUGCUUAUUUCCAUAUUUAUUGAUCAAAAGUCAAUUUUUUUUUUCGCAUGUGUUGAAGCAGGAUGUUCUGCUUCUCUGUGCAUAGCCCAUGAGAAAAAACCCUUAAAAUCCUUUCCAUUUAAGGUGGUUCUAAGUUGAAAACAGUGUAGUUGUGACGUAAUUAUGGAAAGGGUGUAUUACAACUAAGGGCAUUCCUGCUCAAAUUAGUGACAAAUAUUAUGUUUCUUUUUAAGAAGUUUGUAGAUGGUUUACAAUUACAAUUGUAAUUGACAGUUGUUGUAAAUUGUCACAAUCUCACUGUAAUCUACCCCUUCAAGACUGCAGACUGGCAAUCGAAAGCACGUACUAAGUACAUAUUUAAAACCAGAGAACAUCUACAAACCUAUUAUGAAUAACCCUGGUUUCGCUUCAAACAUACUUAAAUAUAUUUCUUUUGUUCAACAGAUUGAAACGAUCGUAAAAUCAAGACAAGGAAAAAUAAGCUUUAAUACAAGUUGGUACGUUACUUCACGCAGAUCUCUAGGCGUGUUCCUUACAUGUGUCCUGCUAGAUUUAGUUUUUGAGCGUUUCUGUAUUAUCUAAUUUUUAGGCUGGAAGAUUUGUUUGAAAAGAUUAUCUUGGAGACGACGGGUAAGGACAUGUUACUUAAUCAGUUUAAGGAGAAUGACGCGAAAAUUGAAUGCGCUGAAAAACUGGGAAAUUAUGUCAAAUCUGUACAGCUGCUGUUGUUUUUCAACUUAUGUUUAGAAGAACGAAUCUGUUAACGUUGUUUAUUUUGACAUUGUAGUCAUUAUAACAGUUUGGCAUUCUUAAAAAAAACUUGCAUAAAUUGCGCAAAUGGGUGCAAAUGAUUGUGUGAAAAAACUAGUGAUUGACCGAUUGUGCAACAAUCUAUAGAAAAAACUAAAUAGAAUGGAACUUUACUUUUCUUUUGUACAGCUGAACGAAUUACGCCACUUGUGUGUAAUCCUGGACGAAUUUUAUUAACCUCCGCAAGAAUAUAUUUUCAACCAUUUAACAAUGUCGAACCGGUAAUUAUGACAAUUUAUUUCAAGCGGACAAUAACUUCAUGAAAGCGUCCAAAAACGUAAUAUGAAUACUCCUGGUUUCACCUCAAACAUUUUUCUUGAAUGUUUGUUCAUAGUUUCCAGUGAUGAAAUGCAAUUUAUGUUCAGUAAGAAGAGUUGUGAAACGAAGAUAUCUACUAAGACAUGUUGUAAGUUGAUGUAAAACUAGAAAACACGUUUGAUUGGCGGUGAUACAUGCACAUUUCAGUUUAAUUUGUGUUCAGUCUGUCUUUUAAUUUGUGUUCAUGAGUCUCAGAUCACACGUUCAUUAUUGUUCAAUCUUGUACUGAAGGGUGUCGAAAUCUUCUCAGAGGAUCAAGCUCACAUGUUGUUGGUAUUUCCUUCGCAAAAAGAGAGAGAUAAAUUUUAUGACCUGGUUUUACAACAACCAAGUACGUAUAAAGAAUAGACAAUCCGUUUACUACUAUCGAUCAAGUACUUGGUGACAUAUGACCUUCCCAAGCUAAAGGUAUACAAAACCGUGAUUUAGCUGGCAUAAAUCUGUGACAUGUCUUGGCAUGAAACAUGACUGAUUGAGGAAUUGAGGAAUGCUGGAGACGAUUAUUUGUAUACAGCUAUUUCAAUUAAGGUUGUCCACGAGCAAAGCGGAAAAGUCGAAUACGAGCGCGAAAGGCUGCUGGGAACCGCUUUGAAAAUUCAUUAAUUUGUUAGCGAUUCCCAGCAGCCUUUCGCGCUCGUAUUCGACUUUUCCGCUUUGCUUGUGGACAACCUUAAUUGAAAUAGCUGUAUAUAUGCUAUUGUGCUCCUUGUUCUAACUCGUAGUUCGAACAGACCUGUAGACACUCGUAGACCUGUACUUCAUGUACUUUAUUUUAAAGACUAACGUCCGUAUUCUAAAAGCUCACUCACACUCAAUGAGUGGAGGUUCAAUCUGAGCUUCUCUUGAGUGUCAAUGCUGUUUUUGAAUAGCUGGAGGGUGAGUAUAGUCACAUAGUAAGGUAUGACACUAGCCCUCCGGCUAUUCAAAAACAGCAAUCUUAUGACACUCGAGAGAAGCUCAGAUUGAACGUCCACUCAUUGAGUGUGAGUGAGCUUUUAGAAUACGGGCGUAAGUACACAUUGAGUAUUGAGUUUGUACUAGCGCACCAAUAAUCAUUGUCGUAUACCAGUCAGGUACGACUAAGAAUCUUGAAUUAUCACAUCCUAGCUGUGAUGUAAUCCAGUGCUCAACUUUUGCCAUCAUUAUUCAGUUUUAGAACUACAAGAUACUGGGCAGGAAAAUAUGACUUUAAAAUGGCAGAAUGGUGUUAUUUCAAAUUUCGACUAUUUAAUGUAUUUAAACAGGUAUAUAUAUUAAUUAUCUUCAUCUUUUUUAAUGCGUGAUUGGAUAGUUGAUGAUUAUGCCAAAGUCUUUUUUGAAACUUCAAAAAAAAUUAUCUCGCUGUUCUGUGUUUUAUUUAGUUUGGCAGAUCGUAGUUUUAACGACCUAACCCAGUACCCAGUCUUCCCAUGGAUCAUCGCUGAUUAUAAAAGUAAAGAAUUAGGUAUGUUGGUCACAAGUGCUGUUUACACAGUCGCAAAGAUCUUGGAAGAAUAACGAGCAUUUGUCAGAAUUCCAUGCAAGAUCACUUAAAAUUUCUUUUUGUAUUUUAGAUUUAAAUAAUCCGAAAACGUUUCGCGAUUUUACUAAACCUAUUGGUGCUUUAAAUGAAGCCCGAUUAAAACAAUUACAGGUACGUUCCACAAGGAAAGAGCCUCCUAGGUAUGACUAGGUUGCGAGGUUGAUAGCAAUAGUUAUACAGUAUAUAUAAACGGCAUGCAUCUCGUCUGUCGGUAGAAGGUAGCCUGCUUGCAGCCUCAACCCGAAUUUAUUAAAUAUCAAGUAGGGUUGAGGCUGCACGCAGGCUAGUAGAAGGCUGUAGAACCUCUGUGGGCUGACACUACUUAAGAUGUUGCAUUGUCCCAUUCUGUUUUUAGGACCGUUGCAGGGACAUGGCUGAGCCGAAAUUUCUUUAUGGCAGUCAUUAUUCCACACCUGGAUAUGUUUUAUAUUAUUUAGCGCGUGUUGGUAAGUGCGUAAAGUGAGACAGACACACAGGCAGUUUCAGUAAUAAUAAUAAUAAGCAAGGCUUUGGUCAUUAUCCUUGAUUUGCCAUGAUGAUAAGCUCAAAGCAGUAUUUUCUAUUUUUAUAGCACCAGAAUAUUUAUUAUGUUUACAAGGUGGAAAAUUCGAUCAGCCUGAUAGAUUAUUUAAUAGGUGAGUUUGAUCUGGGAAUUCUCUAAUACAUGCAUCUAUUAUAAAACAUGACGAUAUUUAAUUUGCUUCGUCUUUUUACGUGUAGUAUUGGUGCUACGUGGAAAAAUGUUCUCGCUGGCCAUGCUGACGUGAAAGAGGUUUGUUAUCGUUCUUUUUCUAUUAGAAUAUUAAAAACUGGGGAAAAUAGUAAUCGCGUUUUGAUUUGACAAUAGACAAUUCCCAUUAUAGACUAAUUUUAAAACUAGGCAAGGAGAUGCAAAUAAAUCACCACAGCUAGAAAGAGCAUACUAAAAUGAGUAAAAUUGCAAAGUUUAUGCCAGAAAUUACGGGAACCACUGUCACUGAGUAUUUUGAAAAAGUACAAAACAAUAGAUACUCUGAAAAUUGAACAGUUUUUCUUUUCAAAAUGUUUUCAAUUUUCGGAGUAUCUAUUGUUUUGUAAUUGGCAAAGUUUGGUUGCGAAAUGUUGUAAAAUGCGGAAAAUAUAGCCUUGCAAGUCAAAGCCUGGGUACGAGGUUGCUUGCAAAUUUGCAAAUUUUGUAUACUUUUGUAUUGCGUGCGGAAAUUGCUACCAUUCGGCCCAAAUGUGGUAAUUAAACCUGAGUGGGUAAUUUCGUUUAUCAAAGAGAUCAUCUCGACUCAUUAUGUCUUCAUAUUUGCAGUUAAUUCCAGAGUUCUAUCAAUCUUCUGGCGAGUUUCUGGUCAACAGACUAAAUCUUCCACUUGGGAUGAAACAAGAUAAAACGAUAGUUGAUGAUGUGGAACUUCCGCCCUGGGCAAGUGGUAGGUCGUAUGUAAACUGGAGUGAGAUUCGAUACGUUUAUAGGAUCAUACAUAUGUACACUUCUCGAAACUUUCCCAUUUGAACUCGAGGCUGACAAUGAGAUUCUAUUAGGUUUUAGGUAUAUAUAAUUAAGGCGCUGCCAGAUCUACCAAAACCUCAUCAACACUCACUGGUCAUGCCUUCAUAGCAAAAUGAUGUCACAAUUAUACCCAGUUAUUUUCAUUUUUAGGCCCCAAAGAUUUUAUCAGGAAAUGUCGUGAAGCUCUUGAAUGUCCAUAUGUCUCAGACAAUAUCCACGAUUGGAUUGACUUGAUAUUUGGUUACAAACAACAGGGCGAGGAGGCAUGGAAAGCUAAUAAUGGUAAGUGGAAACAUUUUGUUAGCCUGGAAAAAACAUUUCAUGUUUUCAGAUCCCAAAUCAAUCUCGUCACCAGGCUCUUCCCUUCACAAGAGGGAAGAGAGCCUUGGAACGAGGUUGAUCCAAAAUUUGUUUUUUGAUGUUUGACAAGAAUGUGGAAAAAUUUACCGCUAUUAUGCUAUCCUUUGUCACUAUGUCCUGGAUGUUCCCAAUCAAAUGACUUUUAUCAAAUGAAAUUUAUUUACCAUAAAAUAUGUGUGAAAAUUGAAAAUGUUCUUCAAUAUUUUCCCCAGGUCUGUUUAUAAACUGGAUGCAAUAAAAUACACUGCCAUACAGGGCCGCCAAGAGCUUGGCGGGGGCCCGGGGCAAAACAUUUUUAGGGGCCCCUAUUGCAAAAAAAUUUUCCGGAAAAAAUUUUUUCCGACAACAAAUUCUUUUUAGGUGCGUUAUAAUUGCUUUCGUUGGACUUUUCCGCAAUUUUCCAUACCAAAUUUCGGUUCAAUGCUCCCAAAACACAAAUAUUUUGGCCCGAAAACAGAAAUAUUUCGCCCGAAAAAAUGACUGGGCCCAUUAAAUUUCUAACAUUAAAUUUCUAGAGGCCCCCAGAGCCUCGGGGCCCGGGGCAAUUUGCCCCCCUGCCCCCCCCCCCCUCUCGGCGGCCCUGCUACCAUAAGUUGAUCGUAUUUGUUAUUUUUCUUUCAGUGUUUUAUUACCUCACCUACGAAGGAGCGGUCGAUUUAGACAGGUAAUAUACCAAAAUUGUGUUCUUUUAUAACUACGUCAUAAAUCCAUCCUUGGUUCGAGAUUGUCGGUCUUGUGAAUCCUGAGCGGAUAGUCUGUCGUCGUGAUUCACGAGAGCGAGUCCAGGGCAAGGACGUAUUUGUGACGUAGUUAUCGAAGGAGUGUAUUAUGUUGAACUAUGUAAAACCAUGGAUAGUAACAACAUUUGGCAAAAUGACUCGGUAUUAAAUUCUAAGUUUUACGAACAAUUAUUACGAUAUUUUUUUCAUUUCUUUAGCAUAGCGGAUCCAAACGAGAGAGCAUCGCUUGAAUCUCAAAUUCUUGAGUUUGGUCAAACUCCGAAACAACUCUUUACCAGUCCACAUCCGAGACGAAGCGUAAGUUUCACUACGAGUACUAGGAUCAUUAUAGUAAUUUAAUUUAAUCUAAUUUAAUUUAUUUAGUUUACUCCUAUUAUAUAUUCUAAUGUAGGUUAUGAGGCGAAGUUAAAGAAGCUAAUAAUUAAGAAAAAUGUCUCUUUCUUUGUAAAGCGACUUCAAUGUUACCAGAACUAUAUUAUUUUAACAAUAACAGUAUGAAUUUCUACCGCAAUAUCGUGGAAGAGUUGUCAGUUAUUCCUGUAGUAAACUUACCCGAAAUAGGCCGUCAAUAGGCUUAGAAUGGACAAGAAAACAUGCAUUUUAACAACGUGAAACAUGUAAUGUAUGUUUGUUCAGGGUGCUAGGAUACCAACGUCAGUUCCUCCAGCCUUCGAUGUUUUAAAUGGCGUCAGCAACUUGGACAUGCGAAAGUUUGAACCUUUCCUAAUGGAGGAUGUUGAUCAAGAAGGUAGCUAAUCUCCGGCAAUUUUAUAACCAUAACAAGUAACCAAUUUUUUGUAGUACCGGAUCCCUAGAGAGAACAGUUUAGAACUGAUAGAACUGAGUAUGAUGGUUAAAUUUAGACCUAACUUGCAAAGCAGGCGUUUUAUUCCAGGCCCACCUUAUAACGACCCAGAUAUUUUUUUAUUUGAAACUUGUUUCUUCUUUUAGUGGACGUUGAAGAAUCCAAUUUCUGCUCGGAAGAACCACCUGGCUCACCUCACUGGGGAAUGUUUAAAAAAUUUCAACAUGAUUCUAGUCAUCGCUUGCAUAAAGAGUAAGAAACAGUGUUUUUUAUUUCCUACAAUGUCUUCAACUUUGCAAAAAUUAAACAUUACUGGCUGUGAAUACUAAUAUAAAAUUAUUUAAAUUUCAACUAAUUGUUAAACUAAAAUAUUCUAUUAAAACCUAUAGCUAUAUGUAGCAUAACACAUAACGCGUUACUUAGCAUAAAAAACUGUUAAAAUUUAAUCUGUAUUUAGAAAUGUUAACUCUCGCAUGGAAAUGAAAUUAAACAACUUUGUUCUCAGCAGACAUAAAAGGUUGGUUUUAAUGAAUUUAUAUCAGUAACACUAAAUUGUUAAUACAUAAAGUUAUUAAAUAAAUUAACCUCGGAAAGAAAUCAUGUAAAAAGAAGAAAUGUAAACCAUUGUUGCUGAUUUUUAUCAGAUUUUCGUCAAAGAGAUCGAAAACCUCCAUAUGGGUUUUAACUUUUAAGUUACUAUUUGGUUGAAAGAAUUUUUUAUUUAGGGCUCACAAUACUUUUGUCUUUACAUGCUCUUAAAUUUCUGUUUAGUUGUGUAACUUCGGUUCGUCUCUCACUUGAUGGAAAAAGUGUUUUCUCUGUUUCCCAAGGUAAGAAUAAAUGAAAAAUGGCUUUAUCAUGUUUCACGUGAAUUGGAUAUUCCGUGUCGGGUGUAUGCAAAUAAUAUACAUCACAAGCUAGUCUGUCCUUGGUUUUCCAAAACAUAAACGGUCUUCAAUUCAUUUUCAGAUACACAAUUAAAAAUGUUCAGUUUACAUGACAAACAACAAGUUCGAAGCAUCAACCUUUCCUCCAUGGUAAGUUGUUUAGAUCGUAGUUUUCUUCUACAGGGUUCGUAGCGGUCUUUGAAAUCCUUGAAAGUCUUUAAAUCGGAAUGCAGGCCUUUGAGAUCUUUGAAAAAUCUUUAAAUUGUGUGAAAAAGCGAAGAAAGUCUUUAAAAGUCUUUAAAUUCUUUGGUGAGGACGAUUAUACGAUUUCCUAGCUAAUAAAAUAGAUUGUUUGAAUCAAGAUUUUCGCAAAUAUCGACGAAAAUGCGCAUUUUAGGAUGUGAUUUGACGGGACUAAUUACCUGGUAAAAAUGGUGCUUACACUCGCAAUUUUUCGACAGCUGAUUGCUCUCAAAGGUCUUUGAAAAGUCUUUGAAAAGUCUUUGAAAAUAGGCAGAAAAAAUCUUUGAAAGUCUGUGAAUUUUUUUGGUCUUGGAGACUACGAACCAUAUUCUAUUAAUGUAGGUUUUACUAAGCACUGUUAUGCAGUAUAGAUGGUGGUCAACUGGUAGUAUAUGUAGUUUACUUCUAUAAGUGCUAUUAACACUUUCAAAGUUAACACUCGCACACUAAAGUAUAGAGUCGCUAUCACGAAUUCAAUCACAUCCGCCAGGAGGGGAAUAAUCGGGUAAUCUUGGAUUUAUGUUUUAUUUGUUAGGCACUGUCAUCUUGUGCUAUCAUGCCGGACUCCAAAACAAUUGUCGUUGGAUCUUGGGAUAACAAUAUGUAAGCUUUUGUCAAUAUUACUGUUUUUGCAUGUGUAUUUGACAAUAAUUAUAGUUGUUUUAUUUUCUAUUCUCUUGGUUCUUUUCUUAUAGAUAUAUUUAUUCCGUUGAAUAUGGCAGAGUGACAGAUACCGUUCGUGGUCAUGAUGACGCAAGUAUGUUUUACAAUUAUUAUUACUUUCACAUUUUCUUGUUUUGCUAUAAAGUGUAAAAUUUUUUUGAAAUCAAGGCGAUGUUCCCUACUCUUAAAGUCAGUGUUAAUGUAGUGUAUACUUAAACUACAUAUCUACUUUUCUUUAGUUUCAUGUCUGUGUUGGAAUGAUGGGAUACUCGUUACUGCUUCCUGGGACUCGACGGUCAAAGUAAGUGUGUGAACUGACAAUUAGAUCAUAACCGUUUUUCUCAAGAAAAUCUGAAUUUUUUGUUAUUUUGUGUAUAGGUUUGGAGGUUUGUGCCAGAAUGUGGUGGAAGAAAAGCAUCUUCUCCAGAACUUUUAGUAAGAUAAAAUUAUUUUAUCGUAGGCUAAAUAUAAGAGAGAUUUAGAUUUUGACUUCCACUACCUCUCACUGGCUUAAUAUACGCAUUUGAUUGGUUAAUCGGACAGAUUAAACACAUCUGAUUGGUUGAUGGUAGCGGCAGUAGAAAUCAAAUUCUAAACCUCUUUCAUGGUGAAAAUAGCUUGUCUAAUGACUAGGUAGGAUAAUACGAGAGUGCUUUGUGAAUACGUAAUUAGAUUAAAAAUAAUCCAAAACCUGUAAUUUGCAGAUUGGAUAUUUCAGUCGUACUUCCAUUAUCCAAACACCGGAGUUUCAAUGUUCGCCUGUAACACUGCACCAAUGACAGGGGAUGGUCUUUACCACAAUUUUAGAAUAACAGUUUAGAACUCGCAUAGCUGUCCACUAUAAAUAAAGUUUAGGUUUAAUGAACUAAAAAAUUUCCUAAAAAUUUUAUCGUAGUAAUUUUUGUUUUCUUUUCAAAUUUCAGACCGAACUCGAUCACGAUACAGAGGUAAUACAUUGCACGAUUCACAAUCUUUUAAAUUUCCAUUAUUAUGAUCUCAUUCCGUGAUCUCUCUAUCUAUUUGCUACAUAGGUGAAUUCUGUGGAUCUACACCCAACCAACACAUUGGUCGUGACAGGGACAACGGAUGGUAAGUUAAAGGCCCAUCUACACGAUACGACUAGUUGUAUACGAUUCUUAUCCUGGCAUAUGUACUCGAAUAAAUAUGUGUAAAGGUGCCUCAUUGAUGAACCAAUACACGCUUCCAGAAGUACAUCAUUUGGACUAUGAAGCCUCGUUUUCCUAUAUGUAACAUUAGUUACAGUCAAACCGGAUGUUCUCUUCCAGGGUUUUCAGUUUUGUGUGAGGCUCUGGCUAAUGGCGAUGAAGUUAUGGCGAUAGAUAUUAUUUCUACCGAUAGAAUGUACAAAUUUGGGCGAGUACACAUAAUAGAGACGUGACUAUACGUAAAAGCUCUGGCGAAUUUGGGUGGGGUUGAAUGAAAAAGUCUGGCGAAAUUCGCUGUUCCCCGGCCUAAACUGAAAACCCUGCUCUUCUUGCGGGCAACAUUGCAAUAUUGUCCCACAAUAUUGCAAUUUUGAUUAGCAGAUUGCUCCGCGCAAUUUGAUUGUAAACAAAAAAUUUGUAAACAAAUCCUUUGAUUGGACUAUUAAUACAAAAAGGAAACUAAUCAAAUAGUCCGAGCGACUGGAUUGGAGCUGCCUUUUUUCCUUAUAGUCCAAUCGGAGGCUUUGUUUACAAAUCUUUUGUGAAUAACAAUUUGUUCGCGUCGCUUGCAAAUUGCUCAGAGAAAUCUGCCUAUCAAAAUUGCAAUAUUGUGGGACAAUAUUUUAAUGUUGCUCGCAAGAGAACAUCCGGUUUGACUGUAAAGCCUAAUAGCUCAGUAACGAAAACCAGGCCCUAUAGCCAAAGUGACAUACUGUCUGGAAGGGUGUAAUUGCGUUGAUGUUUUCACACGAAAAAUCGAAAAUUAGCCUAAGUGAUUGUGAUGUAUGGGGCAGGGUAUUGUAUUUAUUGUCAUGACGUCAUUCUAUUCCCUAGGUCACGUGUUGCUGUGGAAUAUUGAUAAACGAAUCAUCAUCAAUGAACACGAAGUACAUGGGAGUACGGUGCACACAGUUGCCUUUAGUCCAGGUAAGUGAAUUAUCUCUUUUUCAAUAUCUGUCCAGGAUUAAUGGGUCCUUGUAAUAGAUAAAGGCCUUUCUACACGAUUGUCAUUUCAGUGUGUAUGAAAGUUACUGUUCACGACACAAUUCCACUUCAUUUAAUUUAUGGUGAAAUUUUUUUAUUUGUAUUAAGAAUCGCAUACGACUGAUCAUAUCGUGUAGACAGCCUUUGACACAAUUUCCCAAUCUCAAGUUUUGAAUUGUUCUGAAUACGAAACCAAGUAAGAAUUAUUUUUGCUGUUUUUAUUUAGAUGGUCAGCGGAUAUUGUCUUGCGGUGCAGACCAAUGUAUCCGAGUGCUGGACGUGCAGACUGGAACCGAGCUUUAUUUGAAGGACCUUGAUGACGAAAUCAGGUAUAGUUGAGUUCAUUUUAUUCAAAUUAAUCUUACUGAGGACUGCAUGUACUGAUUGAUAAAAAGCUGUCAGUGGCACUUUUGGCUCUGUAAUGUUCUUGUCUUUGCAACUAAGGACAAACAGUUGCUGAUAAAAUAUUGCCUCUCCUCGCAUGAAACUUUCCUAUUUGUCAAGAGAAUUUUUCAGGUUUAAUCAGCACGACUAGCCAAUUAAACACUGAUUGCACCGCUACUCUUGGCUUGGCCUGAGCUGGUGGGUCUAUAGUUGCAUUUUUCGCAACUGUUUCUGGUAAAAUCUAAAAUAUGUAUAUGUUUCCAUCUACCGUACGAAAACCUUCAACAAUAUCAACCUUGCUUUGGCCUACAUUUUGUAGUGCAAAUAAACUUUUACCAAACUAAGCCUGACCUAGGCUACAAAUCUGGACCCACUACGAUCGACGACCUAGACCUUGCCUAAGUCAAGCCUUGUGGCAAUGUACAUAUUGUAAACGUGUCACAAUCAUUGGCUUUGCUAAGGCCAAGGCAGUGUACAGCACGUCUUAAAAAACCUCGCGAAACUCUUGACAAACAUUUCACGUGAUAUUCAUCCUUAGAUUGAAGUGUGUUUGUGUUUGAUUCAGGUGCGCAGUUUGGGAUGGUCAGCUUGUGAUGGCUGGAGGAAGUUCUGGUCAGUUACAUAUCUGGAAUUUAUUAAAUGAUCAAGAAGUGCAGAGGGUUGAAGGACAUCAAGGUAAGCAAAAUGCUCCCUGUACUCCCCCCCCCCCUCUCGGGCUGCCCUACUGCAAUACCACUACAUUGCGACGUAUAAACAAGAUCUCAAAUUCAGUCGUGUUCUUAGGUCCAAUUCGUUGCGUGGAUGUCUCGCGGGACGGGCUGACUGUCGCAACUGGCGGCGAGGAUAAUCAGGUCAUAUUGUGGAAAAUCGCCGUCUGAGCCAUGAUAUUCCUUCGGCAUAGGUGCUGGACACUAUAUGGUUGAAGGGGAGCGGUGAAAUAAUUUCUCAAUACCUUUGAAUCAAUAAUUCGCUCCCCAUUUGUAUCACAAAGUGUAAUUCACCUUCCUGGGUCAUCGGGGAACCAUUCCACAAGGACAUGAUAUGCAAUGACCUACCUCAAACGUAUAGGGGUCUAGUGUAGGUAGUAUUUUACAAUAACAAGUAGCCAUGGUUUGUGUCUGAACUACCUGAAAAAAAAUAUUUAUAUACACAUUUUUGUUCGGGAAAUAAGAUUGAAACCCCCUUCACGCCCCCUUUGACGCUUUUGCAAAAUGCCCUCUCGAAACUGCAGAGGUUUUUCACUUUCAAAACGUUCAAGUGGUUCAUACACAAACCACGAUUGCUUAUACUAGCCAUCAUACUACGGGUAUCAGAUUUUAUUCAACUGAUAUUAGAGUAAAAAAUGUGUAAAUGUUUGGGCGAACGUAAUAUUAAAAACAAGGACAGUUACAAAGUAAACAAAGACAUCCCCACUACACACGUAAAAAUCUCACAACUUGUCAACAAGAUGUGUUCGCAACAGGCUUGUAGCAAGCUUGUUAACAAGUUGUAACAAUACUGUUAUUUCAUCAAGUUGCUACAAGGUUGUCACUCACAACUUGUGGACAAAUUGUUGAAUUGCAGAACGAUAACAAGUUGCAAGUCUGUUGAGUUCAACAAUCUUGUAGCAAGUUGUCAACAAGCCGUUGACAACUUGUCAACAAGCUUGGAACAAGCUGUGCGAACACAUUCUGUUGACAAGUUGUUGGAACAGCCUUGCUACAAGUCUGCUGCAGGUUUGUUACAACUUGUGCGUUUUUACGUGUGUUUUUAUAGUGAGAAAAAAAUUAUAACAAUUCAUAUUUCGCAUGCACGUGUAAUGUACAUGGACAGAUAUUUAUACUGCAAAUUCAGAAAUUGUAAUGUAGGAAUUAUUUACGCUCUAUUCGCGUGUAUCAAUUGCAAUUUGUACAUAAAUUAUAUAAAUAUUAGAGCACAUAACCAUAAAAUAUAUAUUUAUUUAUUUAGAAUAAAUUUUUAUUCUCAA
Messenger RNA from Paramuricea clavata, 16831 nucleotides. The record is from the annotation of a GenBank genome assembly. Lineage: Eukaryota; Metazoa; Cnidaria; Anthozoa; Malacalcyonacea; Plexauridae.